Messenger RNA from Saccharomycopsis crataegensis, 810 nucleotides. RefSeq names its product oxidoreductase. The record is from RefSeq and is a predicted model, not a curated record. Lineage: Eukaryota; Fungi; Ascomycota; Saccharomycetes; Ascoideales; Saccharomycopsidaceae. Gene Ontology annotation, cellular component: cytosol. Bases 1 to 810 code for a protein of 269 amino acids. The transcript has 3 exons. Gene Ontology annotation, molecular function: oxidoreductase activity.
AUGUCGUACGGAUCUAAAGCUGCUGGCCGCUUAGCUGGCAAAACUAUCUUGAUCACUGGUGCCUCCGCUGGUAUUGGUGAAGCUACCGCCAUUGAAUAUGCUUCUGCUGCCAAAGGUGAAUUGAAGUUGAUUUUGACUGCCAGAAGACUUGAAAAAUUGGACAGUGUGAAGUCCAAAUUGGAAGCUGAAUUCCCAAAUAUCAAGGUUUUGACCGUAAAGUUGGACGUUUCUGACUUAAGUGCCAUUGAAAAGUUUUUCAAGGAAUUGCCAGAAGAAUUCUCAGACGUUGAUGUUCUUAUCAACAAUGCUGGUCUUGCUAGAGGUGUCGCUAAAGUUGGUGAAAUUUCUCAAGAUGAUAUUGAUUCCAUGUUCAACACCAACGUUAGAGGUAACAUUGCUAUGGUUCAACACCUUUUGCCAUUGUUUAAGAAGAAGAAUUCUGGUGAUAUUGUCCAAUUAGGUUCUGUUGCCGGCCGUGAACCAUAUCCUGGUGGAUCUAUCUACUGCGCUACAAAGCACGCACUCAGAGCUUUUACUUCUGCUUUGAGAAAAGAGUUGAUCAACACCAAAAUCAGAAUUAUUGAAAUACAACCAGGUAAUGUUGAAACUGAAUUCUCUGAUGUCAGAUUCUACGGUGACAAGGAUGCUGCUAAGAAGGUUUACCAAGGUACUGAACCUUUGUACGCUGACGAUAUUGCUGAAUUGAUUGUUUUCUACACCUCCAGAAAGCAAAACACUGUGGUUGCAGAAUCUUUGGUUUUCGCCACUAACCAAGCCUCCCCAUUCCACAUCUACCGUAACUCCAACUAA